UUCAUAGCAUAGCACUACCGGUUAUUUGUAAUGGAAAGAUUUGCUAUCUCUCGAGACGACUGAUGACGUAUUUCGUCGCGUGUCUUUUUACGAUGAAUUGACGUCAUUGUUUAAAAGGUUUUCUUUGUAGUUUCUGUGUAUCAUUUCUUAUAUUUAAUUCAUGGGAAGUUAGGUGGAAUAACUGGAAUUUAAGAACGUAUUAGCUUUUAAAUGUAUUGACAAUAAUUAGUAUUGACUGAUUGGCUGAGCGAAAUCACGUGGUCAACUGCCGCUUAGUAAGGUGUGUAGAUGAAUUUAUCCCAGAUUCAGAGUCUCAGACUGGCAGCUGUACUGGAGGAGUGCUCAGACCAGUUGGACAUACUGGAACAUGCUCUGACGAUCCAUAUCCACAGGGAGUGCAGUACUGAACAACGACGGGCCAGGGUAAAAAAGGUGAAACGAGACUGUCACUAUAUCUCACAGCAGGUGUCCAAGUUACAAGGUGAGCUGGAAGAGAAACAGAGCUUUGCUUGUCUGCUGCAGGUGGUUCAUGGACAGGACCAGGAAAAGAAUGCUGAGAGCAGCAAAAGAGAAGCAAAGAAGGAGAUGGAGAAGAGGAGGCGGCUGCUACCAAAGCAACAAGCGGAGCUCCAAGAGAAAGCAAAUCAACUGAAGGAACUGCAAACAUUAUACGAGGAUAUUAAAGAGCGUCUGCAUCAACUAAAUGAGUCAAAUGCUGAAAGGAAAUGUCUUGAGGAGAGAAACAUUGAGCAGCAGCUCCAGAGAACUCAAAAUGAGAUGAGGGAAGCUGAGAAGCGACUUGAAGACCAAGUAGUGGUGCUGAAUGAUCAGUUGAAGCUGCAGGAGAGAAUUCAUGGGGAGUCAAAUAUAUUCCUGAAAAAACAACAUCAGGAGUUGCAGGAGCAGCUGCGACACUGGCAGGAGUGCACGGAGCAGAACAUGCAGGAGAAGGAGCACAACCUCACCAGCAUGCGUUACAGAAGAGCAACAAACUUGGAGAAACUUACUGCCAUGCAGAAGAAGUACAGCGAGAUGGAAGAGGUGGUAAAAGAAGACUGGGAGGAGCAGGAGAGAAUUCGCCAGCGGGAGCGUGAGAUUGCAGCUUCUAUCAAGUUGCAGUCUUGGUGGAGAGGUUGCAUGGUCCGCAAAGGAUUUGGCAUCUAUAGGAAAGUCGAAGAAAAGAAAGGGAAGAAGAAGAAGAAGGAAGGAAAGAAGAAGAAGAAGAAAUGAGUCUUAACGAGCCAUGUGUAUGGAUUUAUUAGAUGGUUCUGGCUCGGGGAGAAUUACAUAUUUUAUACUAAACCUCUUAAAGCUCAAAGUCUAAACUUAUUCUAUUUCAAAUCUAUUUUAGUAUGUAUAAUCGAAUAAUCGAACCCUCGACAUAGAAAUACCUCUGGACCUCAUGUAAUAGUAAUGUAACCAAAGCAUUCAUUCAUUCGUUUUCUACUGCUUAUCUGCACAAGGGUUGCAGGAGGUGCUGGAGCCUAUCCCAGCUGUCUUGGGGCGAGAGGCGGGGUACACCCUGGACUGGUCGCCAGCCAAUCACAGGGCACAUAUAGACAAACAACCAUUCACACUCACAUUCAUAAAUCAAAUUAAUACAAUUUGGAGUCACCAAUUAACCGAUAAGCAUGUUUUUAGAAUGUGGGAGACCCGGAGAAAACCCACGGGGAGAACAUGCAAACUCCACACAGAGUUGGCCGAUGAUGGAAUUGAACACGGGUCUCCUAGCUGUGAGGCCCUGUAACCAAAGCAAUUUACUUUAUAUUGUUUUUUGUGUUAAUUGUCUUUCCCUGGUGAAGACACAACCAUAGCUAUGUACAGUGACCCCCCCCCCCCCCCCCCCCCAGAAGUCUGACCCCCAAAAUGAAAAAAACUAUUUCUCGAAGGUCGCACAAAAACAUGGACACAAUACUUCACCUCUGUAAGCAUGCAUACAUGCUGUAAGUGUAAAUGGCUAUUCAUCCUACAUUGGAAUGUUAUCACCAGUCUAGUACAAGCACAAAUUUAUGAUUAUUGAUUAAUGAUUAUUAAUCUUUAAUGCACAUGUAUCAUCUAGUACUUAGCAUCAUUGUAGAAAUCCCCUAAAUUGAACCCUAAAAUAAAAAUA
Doryrhamphus excisus (bluestripe pipefish) is the source of this 2110-nucleotide messenger RNA. NCBI's taxonomy places the organism in Eukaryota, Metazoa, Chordata, Actinopteri, Syngnathiformes, Syngnathidae. The record is from RefSeq and is a predicted model, not a curated record.